AACUCUUCUAGAAGCCCGGUCUGUCAUCAUUCUGAAAUUUGGUUUGAUUUGUAAGGUGUCACGUUUAAUACCAAUGUUGUUCUGAAUGAAUUAAAAAGGUCUAUUUUUAUUGAAAAAAUGAAGCAGUUGAUAUUUUUAGUGGUCAGUUUAUUGCUUUUAAUUGCAUUUUUAGGAUUCACAAGAGCAGAUGAAUCUAUUGGGGAAGGAACGGUCGAAAAGGUUGACUUGGAUUUAGGGGCUAGUAGAGAAGGGUCAAGAACAGAUGAUGAAGUCGUUAAAAGGGAAGAAGAAGCAAUUAAAUUGGACGGUCUCAAUGUUGCCCAGCUAAAAGAACUACGCGAGAAAGCGGAAAAAUUCACUUUUCAAACGGAGGUUAAUCGGAUGAUGAAACUCAUCAUCAACUCUUUAUAUAGAAAUAAAGAAAUUUUCCUCAGGGAAUUAAUUUCUAAUGCCUCUGAUGCUUUGGAUAAGAUACGUUUGUUGUCACUGACAGAUAAAAAUGUGCUGGAUUCAAAUCCUGAGUUGAAUAUCCGUAUCAAAGCCGACAAGGAGGCAGGAAUGCUUCAUAUUACUGAUACUGGUAUCGGUAUGACCAAACAGGAUCUCGUUAACAACUUGGGUACUAUAGCCAAAUCGGGCACUGCCGAAUUUUUGAGUAAAAUGCAAGAUGCGUCUACGGCUCAGGACAUGAACGAUAUGAUUGGCCAGUUUGGUGUUGGAUUCUAUUCGGCCUUCUUAGUUGCGGAUAAAGUCAUUGUAACAACAAAACAUAACGACGAUAAACAGUACAUUUGGGAGUCUGAUUCGUCAAGCUUUUCUAUUAUUGACGAUCCUAGAGGUGACUCGUUAAAACGGGGCACGACAGUCAGUCUUCAAUUGAAACCUGAAGCUAAAGAUUUCCUUGAACAUGACACUGUCCGUUCUUUAGUUAAGAAAUAUUCCCAGUUUAUUAAUUUCCCAAUCUACAUGUGGACGAGUCAUACUGAACAAGUUGAAGAACCCAUCGAAGAGGAUGAGAAGUCUGAAGAAAAGGAAAAGCCUGAUACUGAAGAUGAGGCAGCUGUUGAAGAAGAGAAAGAAGAAGAAAAACCCAAGACGAAAAAAGUUGAUAAGACUGUUUGGGAUUGGGAACUUUUGAAUGACAGUAAACCAAUUUGGACGAAAAAACCGUCAGAAGUUGAAGACAAAGAAUACGAUGAGUUUUACAAGUCGUUAACUAAAGACAGUAAAGCACCUUUAGCAAAAGUUCACUUUAUUGCUGAAGGGGAAGUCACUUUCAAGGCUCUCCUGUACGUACCAGAAGUACAACCGUCUGAAAGUUUUAACAGAUAUGGUACCAAAACUGACAAUAUUAAGUUGUACGUGAGACGAGUAUUUAUCACUGACGAAUUUAACGACAUGAUUCCAUCUUAUUUGAGCUUCGUAAGAGGUGUUGUUGAUUCAGAUGACUUACCUUUGAACGUUUCCCGUGAAACUCUUCAGCAACACAAGCUUAUCAAAGUUAUUAAAAAGAAAUUGGUCCGUAAAGUUUUAGAUAUGUUGAAGAAGAUAUCUGAAGAAGACUAUGAGAAAUUCUGGAAAGAAUACUCCACAAAUAUCAAACUUGGAACAAUUGAAGAUCCAGCAAAUCGUACCCGAUUGGCUAAACUUCUUCAAUUCCAUUCCUCUCAUAGCGACAAAAUGACUUCUUUAGCCGAUUACGUCAAACGUAUGAAACCUAAACAAGAACGCAUUUUUUACAUUGCUGGUUCAUCCAAAGAAGAAGUACAAAAAUCACCUUUUGUUGAACGCUUGUUACGUAAAGGCUACGAAGUUUUGUAUCUCGUUGAAGCUGUCGAUGAAUACGCGAUCUCGGCAAUUCCCGAAUUCGAAGGCAAGAAAUUCCAGAAUGUGGCCAAGGAAGGGUUUAGUUUGACCGAAAGUGAAGGUGGAAAGGAACAAUUAGAGCAGCUGAAAACAACAUUUGAGCCAUUGACGAAAUGGUUGAGCGAUGAUGCUCUCAAGGACUACGUCGCCAAAGCAACAGUUUCAGAAAGACUAAGUGAUUCUCCGUGCGCUCUUGUCGCUAGCAUGUUCGGAUGGACCGGAAAUAUGGAACGUUUGGCUAUUUCGAACGCCCAUCAGAAAUCUGACGAUCCUCAGAGAUCUUAUUAUUUGAACCAGAAGAAGACUCUGGAGAUUAAUCCAAGACAUCCGUUGAUGCGUGAAUUGCUGAAACGUGUCAACGAUGAUCCUUCGGAUCCUACUGCCAAAGAUAUGGCGUUGAUGUUGUUCAGAACGGCAACGCUCAGGUCGGGUUAUAUGUUGAGAGAAACUGCGGAUUUUGCACACUCUAUUGAAGCGAUGAUGAGGAAAACUUUGGGUGUACCUCUGGAUGAAGGGGUAGAGGAAGAAGAAGAUCUUCCCGAAGAUGGCAUUCCGGAAGACGAGAGUGAAGAGGUCAAGGAUGAUGGAGAACAUGAUGAAUUGUAAAUAGUGUGAGUGUGUUUGUGUGAUAAUGAUUGGUUAACGAUCAUCCAAGACUGUAUAAUUUUUGUAUCGUACCUAUUUAAAUUAUAAUAAACAAUACUUAAAUUUUAAA
Molecule: messenger RNA, 2581 nt
Organism: Tribolium madens (black flour beetle)
Lineage: Eukaryota; Metazoa; Arthropoda; Insecta; Coleoptera; Tenebrionidae
Gene: Gp93
Product: endoplasmin
Exons: 4
Coding region: 118-2472 (784 amino acids)
Biological process (GO): protein folding
Molecular function (GO): ATP hydrolysis activity; ATP-dependent protein folding chaperone; ATP binding
Source: RefSeq, a predicted model, not a curated record